This is a messenger RNA of Argentina anserina (silverweed cinquefoil), 830 nucleotides long. RefSeq lists its product as uncharacterized. The record is from RefSeq and is a predicted model, not a curated record. NCBI's taxonomy places the organism in Eukaryota, Viridiplantae, Streptophyta, Magnoliopsida, Rosales, Rosaceae. Bases 197 to 661 code for a protein of 154 amino acids. The transcript is spliced from 4 exons.
UUUAAAAAGAAGGGAAGGCAAAGAAGAAGAAGAAGAAGAAGGAAAGAGACGGCAAAACCCAGAAAGAGCAGCAUCAACCUCAUCGGAAUCCAAUCUGUAUUCCACCAUAUUCGUUUAUCCCAGUUUGUUGAUUAAUCGGAUCCUUUUUACUGGGCUGCUUCUUAGAGCUACGGUAGCGAAAACGAGAGAGAAGAAAAUGGAGGACAAGGGCAAGGGAAGCGAGAUAUUUGGGGGAUCCAUAGCCAAUCUGACUGAGAUGGCUCUGAAUUUGGAGUCACUCAAGAAGCUGCUUCUGAAGAAAGCUAUCUUUGUCGAUGAAGAGACCUUUACCAAAGCCUCACUUUGUUCUGAACAAGCUCGUACCAUUAAGGUUCUUGAACAAAGAGUUGAAACCUUGGAACGAGAACUUGAUGCUGCCAUUGCAGCUGCUGCACAUGCUCGUUCAGAAAAACGCCAGGCUGAGGCAGCAGAGAAGGCUGCUGAGUUACGUGCACAAGAAGUUACAAAAGAGCUCGAGAACACCUCAAAGGUAUUUGAGCUACACAUGGAAGAGUUGCGUGCAAAGCAAGAAGAAAUUUCCAAGCGUGAUAAGGAUAUCGAACUUUUGGAAGCUAUAAUUCAGACACUUGGUGGAAAAGAAGCACAUAAAAGAAUUGGGUAGAAACUCUGUCUUUGAAAUUUUGUGUUCGAUUAUGUUUUGAGCCUUUACUAAACUAAAAAAAAAAAGGUAUGUAUAUAUUUUUGCACAAUUGAUCUCCAAAAAAGAUGGGAUGGAUCCACACUCUUAAAACAAUUCCAGCUUUGCUUCAACAAUAGAUGAAUUCUGUGGG